AUUACUGAAGGCUAAAGAUGUUACUGUGACCUUGCAGACGUAGUAACUGAUUAAACGCAUGUUUAAAUAUGGAUUUUGUUCCAGAUGACAUAUUGAAAGAGUUUCCUCAAGAAAACGAAAGUCAGCUUUGGGAAUAAUUAAGUAUAGUUCGAUUGAGUUUUUAGGGCACCUCAUAGAUCCCAAAACAAGGGUGAAGUUUGGGAACAGCAUUUCAGCUGAAAAAAUUCCACGGUCUAAAAAAGUGACAUGGACUAAAACUGAGGGAACUUAUGAAAUCACAUUGAAAUCCGAGACUUCAUUCAGGCAAGCUCUACACUCAUAUGAUAUUUUCUCAGGAGCAUUAUUGCUUCUAAGCAAAAGUCUCACACAAACGAUAGGAGUUAUGUUGUAUAUUUGUCUAAAAAACUCGCCGAUAUCGUUCAGAAUUCGCAUAUAGGAGAACUUUCACCUGUUGAAAGUGCAGAACAACUUCAGAAGUUUAAAGAAGCUAGUCACACGGCAUUAAAGAGUAUUCAAAACAUUUUCCGAGAGGCAAUACCUCAGGUCUGUUUAUCAAGAUAAAUCUCCAUUUAAGUAGAUACGCCCUGAAGAAAGUCAUCGCAGGGCAUUGCUUCUUAGCCUGUCAGAUAAGUACGAAAAUAUUUUCAAUAACUUAAUUGAUGCUUGUGAGAAGUAAGCGGUAUAUAAUUUCUUAGUAGCUUUAGUCUAUAUUCAGCUGUGAUAUCUGGGAGAAAAGAUCUUUGCAUGAUAAACGUAGAGGGUCUGCGUAACAAAAAGAAAUUGGAGGACUGUUUGAAGUGUCUCACUGACGCGAGUUUAAGCAAUGACAAACUUCAAUCAUCUAUCAAAAAUCUGAAUUCAGAGAUAAUGCAAGCUAUUUCAUCUACAAAGGCAAAUGAAGAAGAAGUGUUCAAUGUUCAUAACUUAUAUAAACUUCAGCUUCAAAGAACUGAGAGUGAUCAAAGAGUACUUGCAGAAGAAAGUUGUCAUUGCUUUAAUAUGGCUCUUAACUUAAUAAAGUUGUUUUGUGAUAGAAACAUGGUGACUAUUAUAGAUCAUCUCCAAAUGUCCAAAGAUAAGUGGUUAACUAUGUAUGAUCGAUCAUUUCUGUUGAUGAGAAAAUUAAUAACACAAUUAUUUGAAACAUUGGCAGCGUGUUCAGAAGGGAUUAUGCGCUUUUCUGAAUGUCUGGAAUACUUAUUUAUGUCAUCUAAGUAUCAUUUGGAUGACUUGUUGAAAAAAACUGAAAAAUUAGAAAUUUAUCUACAUCCAACGUUUGAGGAUAACGUAAAAAAUAGAAGUCCAGAAUAUACAACGCGUGCUACCAUUCUACUGACUGAUAUUCUAGAAACAGCACAAAAAUUGUUAAACAACAUAGAUAAAUUGUGGACAAUGAAAAAAUGUGAAUUAAUUAAUCAAAUUGGUUUGAAUACAUGCCAAUAUGAUAGAACUGAUAUAAAUGAAAUAAAAGAUAAUGAUGAAACUAUUAAACAUAAUGAUGAAAAUUUUAAACAAAAUCAAACAAUAAAUAAUAAAAUAUUUAAACAUGGAACUUUUAUUUCAACUUUAAGAUUAAAUUGUAGUUCACAAAAUAUUGCACAACCAAAAUUUUAUAAACAACUUUUUAAAAUAUUAAAAUCUGAAUUAAAUUUAUCUGAUUUAAAAUUACUACUUAAAUCAGCAACAGAUGAAUUUCAUGAAUUAUUUGUAUUUAUAAAAGAAAAUUUAAAUGAUCAACAAUCAUCAGGAUUAUUUAAUUGGUUGAAUUUAACAAAUAAUAUCAAUGAUUUAGAAGAUGUACUUUGUAGAUUAUCAAGUAUACUGACAAUUCAAGAACGUAAUUUAAUCAAACUAAUCGAUUUAAAUGACUUAGGCAUAUCAACUUUUGUUCAUAUGAUUGAAAAACUUAAAGAUAAUUUAAACAAUGGACAAGAGGAAGAAGGACCACUUUUCGACUUAAACGAAUUACGAGAGAGAUUCAAAAAAUGGAAAGAUUUGAUGAAACUAGAUGACUGCGAUCCUUUUCAAUUGAAUUCUGUUGUGUAUAAAUUAUCUCUAGAUGGAGAAGAAGACAGCGAUAAAAAUGAUAAAUUUAAUCAAACAAAAAUAACUAUUCAAUUAAAUGAUCAAUCUACAUUAAAGUUAAUUAUAAAUAUGCAACAAAUUUUAAAUCAAAGAUUAUAUGAAUUAAAUUCAAAUUUAGUCAAUAAUGUUAAUAAAAUUGAUAUGAAACGAUCAAUAGUAUGUCAAUUAACUACCGAAUGGGUAUCUAGUUUAGUUAUAUGGGUUUGUUUAAGAAAUUGUGAUUCUGCACAACAGGCAUUAUUUGAAAAAAUUUAUAAUUAUAAAUUGAAUAAUUCAAAUAAUCUAGAAACUAAUUCAUCAAAACAAAUAUGUUUACAUCAAAUGGAUAGAAUUGAAGCAAUUGAACAUAAUACAAUGGGAAUGAAUAAUGAAGAUACUGUUAUAAAUACUGGUUUUAAUGAGAAUGAUGAUAUUAUAUCCAAUGAGAAUAAAUAUUAUAAUGAAACUGGUAUUGAUAAUGAUGAUGAUGCUGAAUGGAUUACUUCAUGUUUCAAAGAAUCUUAUCAAGAUUUGCAAAAUCAUUUAAAUGAUUUCAAAACAAAAUCUAAAUUAGAAGAUGUUAUUCGUCAAUUAAUCAUUGAACUUGAUGAUAUUUCUACGAAUUUGAAUAUAAAUACUUGUCUAACUAAAUAUUUCAAGAAUCAAAUAGAUUUCGAAAUAUGGGAACAACAAAGAAACGAACUAAAUUUGGCCAAACAGGAAUUCAUUCAAGCUUGGAAUAAUUUACUCAAUGAAAUAUAUCAAAACCAUUCUGAUGAACACUUAGAAAAUGCAAAGACAGACUUUUCGAAAGGCCACAAUAAGGAGGAUCAUGAAGUUUCAAAAUCCAAUGUCAAUAACAAUCUGAACUAUUUACACGAAUCCAGUAAGGAUGGAUUCUUCUGUACUGAUUCAAUUGAUUAUAUCAACAGACAAAUGGAAGCAGCAUCAGAACGUCAGAAGGUUUCUUUCAUAAAACGUAAAAAUCUUGAAGAUGCGAUACAACAAAAACAAGAACUAAAGAAUAAACUCGAGAAAGAAAUAGAAGAUAUCGAUCAAAAGUUGGUUGAACUUCGUAAAACAUUAGGUGAUGCAUUUGAAAGUAUGCAAUUAGAAGUUCAACACGGAAAAUCUUAAAAAACUACAAUACAAAAUAUUUCUUAUAUAUAUAUUUAAUUAGUAGAUUAAUUUGUUGUUUUCAUGUUUUGUAAUUGUUACGUUCGAUAAAUACACUCAUUAAAAAAAACAAAGUGGCAAACCUAUUCUAGUGUAAAGUUGAACAUUUUAUGUUUGACUAAUUAGUAAUUGACACAUUUUUGGUUGGAACGUAAAUCGACUCAAUUUCAUUCAUCCGUGAGAAACUUGCAGCCUUAUAGUAUUUAUAAAAAACGUCGAAGCCUGUUUAGUACGGCUUGUAUGAUGAGAACGGCAACCGUUAAGUGACUGUGAAAAGAAAAAUGAAAGGAUGAAUAAAUUGAGUAGAAAUAUUUUGAGCUAUUGUAGUGAACGAUGCUCACAGGGAUGUUGGUAAGUGGUGUGCGGCGGGACGUGGUGUUGAAGUUGCGACAAAUGUCGAACAAAGUGAUGUUUCAGUGCAUCAAAAGCACGGCGUUGACAGAACACUUGGAGUCCAGACGAGAAGAUAGUUCGGAUUUCAGAACACAUCUGAAGAUACAAAUGAAUGACUAAAGGCUGUGUAUAUGUAUUAUGUCAACACAGUAAUUUCUCUCAACAAUAUAUGCAUUCCUCCUGACUAUUCUCGUGUUUUACUCUAUUAGUCGACGAAAUGAGAGUUUUCGCACAGUUUAGAUUUAGAUAGAUGCUGCAUGUGGAUUGUCUACGUAAGUGUUGAACUAAAAGACGUAAAUCAAUCAACUAUUUUUCCGUUGUAAUAUCAGAUUAAUAACAAACGUGCAUUGAAGAUUGUCUUCUCUCCUCACUUGUUGGAUAGAUGUUAUCUUGUGUUGUUACUGCGAUCAUGUGUAACAGUAAAGUACCCAAAACAAAGUAAACCAUAAAUAUUUGUUGUUCGGUGUAAUUUAUUCACUAUUACCGUACUUAUUCUUUUGGUCAUACAUAACACAGGUAAAACUGGAUUCGACAGUACAUAUGUUGAUUAAGUAUUUCAAAAUGUAAGUGGAUAGUUUCCCAACCCACGUUUUAACUGACAAGUAAAUAAGUACUGUAAGUAUUCGCAUAAAACAUUUGCAAAUAGGAAUAGUCAACACAGAGAUCACAAAGUAUACGAAUAACAUAAUAAAAUAGGUCAAAUCAGUUUUGAAAUAAUCAUUAAAAAGUGAAAAAUUUGAUUUUAUA
Messenger RNA from Schistosoma haematobium, 4380 nucleotides. RefSeq names its product Leucine-rich repeat-containing protein 9, variant 2. NCBI's taxonomy places the organism in Eukaryota, Metazoa, Platyhelminthes, Trematoda, Strigeidida, Schistosomatidae. Bases 745 to 3201 code for a protein of 818 amino acids. The transcript has 14 exons. The record is from RefSeq and is a predicted model, not a curated record.